Messenger RNA from Hypanus sabinus (Atlantic stingray), 1317 nucleotides. RefSeq lists its product as uncharacterized. Gene Ontology annotation, cellular component: external side of plasma membrane; blood microparticle; immunoglobulin complex, circulating. Gene Ontology annotation, molecular function: antigen binding; immunoglobulin receptor binding. Gene Ontology annotation, biological process: B cell receptor signaling pathway; phagocytosis, recognition; innate immune response. The record is from RefSeq and is a predicted model, not a curated record. Bases 1 to 1317 code for a protein of 438 amino acids. NCBI's taxonomy places the organism in Eukaryota, Metazoa, Chordata, Chondrichthyes, Myliobatiformes, Dasyatidae. The transcript is spliced from 9 exons.
AUGGAGCUCAACCCAGAUCCCGCAGAUGAUCCCGUCCUUGUGCAGUAUCCACCGGUCAGCAAGGUGCCAGAGGGUGUAACUGUCCAGCUCCACUGUGCCUUGUAUAACGCCAGUGUCAAUGUCACCGAUGUACACUGGUACCACCAGCGACCUGGGAACAAGAGCGAGUGGGCGUUGAGUCACUUUGUGAAUGACUCGGUGAGCAGGUCCGGGGGUAUCUCUGACCGUUUUCAGUCUCACAGGAAUGGCGUGAAUAACAGUUACAUUCUGACCAUCAGCAACACAUCUAUUAGUGACACUGCAGUGUACAACUGCAGUGUGUGGAAUUACAUCUACGGAGGAGGAACACAGCUCAAUGUAACUGAUGCCAAUCCUCCAGUUCUCAUCCAGUCCCCAAGCCAGGAGCACGUCACCGAGGGGCAAUCGGCACGGUUAUGGUGCGCCAUGAAGAACGCCAGAGUGGGAAACACUGAUGUCCACUGGUGUCGGAGACGACCUGGGCAGGACAUGGAGUGGGUCUUAACGCACGAGGCAGGAGAGAGCAUACGAGGGAGACCAGGUUUCACUGAGAGGUUCCAGCCCUCCAGGGACUCCUCCAACAGCAGUUUCAUCCUGAUGGUCACAAAGGUCGAGGUCAAUGACUCUGCCGACUAUUACUGCAGAGUGUGGGGAGACAUCAGUGGGAGCGGAACCCGGCUCACUGUCAUUAAGAUGUCCCGAGCCCCAUCGUACCUGGCCUGGAUCAUUGUGGCUGUCGUGCUGGGAGUUCUCGCUGUCACUGGAGGCAUUUUCCUCAUCAGACGCAGAGCGUUUAGAAACCACCCGUCCCACCCACCCACAGCAACUGGUCACCAGAGCCCAGGGGCAGAUUAUGAAAAUGCUUCAGUGGCCAGGGGUGUCCUGGUUUCAGGAGGUCACCAGGGGGUCGAUUCAAACAACACCUACAUGGCUCUGCAACGUCCCACUCAGUCCAUCUACGGUCAUCUCCAAGGUCAGUACGAUAUGGAGAGUGAGCUGCUGCCCGUGCAGCUGUCUCCCCGUCUCCACACAGGCCUCACCAAGCAGGCGGCUACAGUGGCAGCCCGCUGGUCAUGUGUUGGCACAGUGACAGGAAACUUGGAGAAUGCAUCUGUCAAAACCAGCACAUUCUCCUGCCCUUCAAGCACUGUGAAGUCCAUUGCCACCACGUCCAAUGGCCUGGAUGCCAAUGAACUGCCCAUUGCUGUUACUACUUUGGGUUGCAGGGCUUUAGACACAGUGCAUCUCUCACAGGACCAGCAGAACUCCUCACCAUCACGAUUCGUGUCCGACCAGUAA